This is a messenger RNA of Neoarthrinium moseri, 651 nucleotides long. RefSeq lists its product as uncharacterized. Lineage: Eukaryota; Fungi; Ascomycota; Sordariomycetes; Amphisphaeriales; Apiosporaceae. The record is from RefSeq and is a predicted model, not a curated record. Bases 1 to 651 code for a protein of 216 amino acids. The transcript has a single exon.
AUGGCCUCUAUCCUAUCCUUUGAAGACAUGCAUCGUCUGGUUUCUACCAAGCUCCAGUUCGUGGCGAAUCUCCCCCAUGGCGAUCAAGUUGAGCCAGAGUAUGGCGAGAACCUGCUGUCGCUUCUUCAUAACACCUGCAAGCAGCUCCAACAGUUGGAAGACGAGUUGAGACGUCAGCGAGAAGCACUCGCACUUGAGAAGUCUCAGCUUGCGACAGCAGAAUCGCAGGAGCUUCAAGAUCUUACCUCCCAAAUGGCGCACCUCAAGACUGGGCUGAAGGAUGACCUCCAGCAGUUUCUGCAAGCGCAGGAACAGCGCACCGCUGGCUACCAGGAGUCCAUUGAGGCCUUCAAACAGAAGGCUGUGGCUCAUAGUCGCACAAUCACCAAGCAGCAGGCAGUGAUCAACCAGCAGGUGGACCAAAUUGAGAAUCUAGAGAGCGAGAUCCAAUUGGAGCGCUCGGAAAAGCUGGUAGCCAUCAAGGACCUUGAGCAGGCACAAAAAGAAACCAAGUCCUGGAGGAAAAGAGCUUGGGAAGCCGAAAAACGAUCCAUUGUGCUGGAACGGGCAAAUUCACACAUAGUUCCGCCUGGUGGCAAGAUUGGCAACACGUCUAUGCUGCCGAUGUUGGGAGGCUAUGAUGAAAACUGA